Molecule: messenger RNA, 2056 nt
Organism: Esox lucius (northern pike)
Lineage: Eukaryota; Metazoa; Chordata; Actinopteri; Esociformes; Esocidae
Product: XK-related protein 8
Exons: 3
Coding region: 310-1518 (402 amino acids)
Biological process (GO): engulfment of apoptotic cell; phosphatidylserine exposure on apoptotic cell surface; apoptotic process involved in development
Cellular component (GO): plasma membrane
Source: RefSeq, a predicted model, not a curated record
AGCUGCGCAUAGCCUGGUUUCUGUGAAAAUGUCAUAUUACUUUCAUAACAAAUGUUUCGCACACACAAGCCGUAGACAUGACUGUGGAAGAGCUAUGCUGUGCCAUGAACAUACAUCCAAUUUUCUGUAGGCCUACUGAAAUACUAUAACACUCUUUAAUUUGUAUAAAUGUUGUAGGCGGGAUGAAUUUUACUUUCAGUUUUACAGUACAACAGUCGCCCAGGAGUUAACCGGAGUAUUUCGAUUUCCUUGGGUUGUUAAACGCAAAAGCAACUGUCAAUUCUUACACGUUAAGUUUACACGGUAAACAUGGAGGAGGGCUUGGGGAAUACUCUACCCUUCAAGUAUCCAUUCUCUGACUUUCUGUUCACUGUUGUUGGCUUGUUUUGCUUUGUUCUGGACAUGGUUCUUGACGUGUGGGCUGUGGCUUCAUUUUAUCUGGAAGGGGAAUACGUUUACAUGGGAAUGCUAGUGUUUCUACUGCUGGGCUCGUCGCUCCUUGUUCAGGCUUUCAGCUUGCUGUGGUACCUCUGUGACAAGGACGGGACAGAGACGAGGACUGGUGGCCUCGUCAAGAAUCUGCGCUCUCUGAAGAUUCUUCAUGUGUUCCAGAUGGGAGUCUUUGUCAGAUAUGCUGGUGUGGUGAGCGUCUCGAUUUGUGGCUUCUGCUAUAAAAAGCGCUACAUGGAGGGCGACGCCGUCUUUCUAAGCCAUGAUCUGAGCCUACUGCGCCUUUUUGAGACGUUUUCCGAGAGCGCCCCACAGCUGGUUCUCAUGGUCACCAUCAUCAUCGGGGAAGGAUCGGUGGAUCUCAUCACAAUCCUGAAGGCGAUUGGCUCAGCGUCGGCCAUCUCUGUCAGUGUGACAAUGUACCACCGCUCUCUACGUUCCUUCCUCCCAUCCAAGGCCAAGCAGGGCUGGCUCUCCUCUGUGGUCUACUUCCUGUGGAACCUGCUCCUGAUUGGACCGCGUGUGGCGGCGGUCAGUCUCUUCGCCUCUGCCUUUCCCUGCUACAUCGCUGCCCACUUCCUGUGUUCCUGGAUGGUUCUAUUUCUCUUUGCCUCUCAACUUAAUACAGAUUUAAUGGAUAGUAUUGGUGGAGAACGGCUCUACCAGGCCACCAUAGGUCUAAUCUGGUAUUUCAGCUGGUUCCAUGUGACGAGGGGAACCAGCAGGUGGAUAAGCACCAUCUACCACACCUGGAUUGCAGUGGAUAUUGUGAUACUUUGUGGUCUUUGGAUUUGGCAGACGAAGGAAAGCCCUCCUUAUUUUGACCUGCCACUAGAACCCUGUGUUAUCUUUGUUGUGAAUAUGUUGCUCUACUUCUCUGGGCUUGGUCUUAAAGUGAUAUACUACAAGUACUGUCAUCCGAAAUGUACACUGCAGAUAGAACCAGAUACUGACUCCCAAGAGGGGGAGGAUGAAGUGGACUUCCGCUGCAUGGUUUCAAGCCAGCCAAAACCAUCCGCCAGGGUCAAUAAGAGAAUGAGGAACUUAGCUGAAACCUUCUACUCAUGAUCUGGAGCAGCUGAUGCUUUAUAAAGACACUGAACAUUUCACAUUGGCCUUAACAUUGCAGACAGAUGUCUGCCGACUGAGUAAUCUACAUACAAAUACCCCAGCAUUACUACGAACUACUGACUAUCAUUUUGCAGACAGGCCAGUUUAACCUGAAGUGUCUGUUGAUGUGGAAACUACAUUCACGUGACUGGAAACUCAGUUCUCUUUCACACCGUUAAAGCUUUUGAGAAGGUUGGAAGAAAGGUUGAAACCUUCAAUCUCAGGAAUUUAAUCACUAUUGAAUGUAUAUAUUUUUUUUUUACAAGACAGGGACAGCAAAACUAGGUGGUCCCGUUUGGCAUCGUUGCCACUUUGAUGAAUGAGGUUUACAGAGAUGUUCGCUCAAUGUUAUUGAUGCAAGCACUACAACCAAUAGAUUGGAAAUGAAACAAGGCACCUUCUUUGUAUUUUAUUUGUAUGCACAUUGUCACUAGUGUACUGACUGAACACAGGAAACCUUACUGGGACCUCAACAGUUUUCCGGUCCCAUAAAAAC